UUUUUCCCUUGGCAGUUUCUCCACCAAUUUGACAAUUAGAUUUUCGCCAUAACUGUUGAACUCGGCAAUUACAUGCUCGACCACAGAGUCUCUCCAAAAUAGAGCGUUGCGGCUCAUAUGGCACACCGAAAUAAAAUAGUUUUCAUGUCUGUUUGGACGGCCGCCCAGCUAAAACUAUGUUCAGCCGCUUGACUGACAGAGGGAUGUGGGCUUUUUUCUCCCCAAGAAAAAUCUUAGGGUCACGAAUCCUGACCAAAGACUGAGGCAGUUGAGCUCCCAGUUCCUCUGCUGGCUGCGAGGAGAGAGGAGGUUGCAGGGCAGGGACAGAGGCUUGUGCCUCGACAAUGAAAACUCCAGGGGACACUUAACAUUUAAGAUGCUGAUCAGAGGCUGGGGUGCUGUGCUGAAGUGGUAUGGACACAGAUAGAAUGGCUAGUCCUCAGAGCUCCAGAAUGGCUAGUCCUCAGAGCUCCAGGAUGGCUAGUCCUCAGAGCUCCAGAAUGGCUAGUCCUCAGAGCUCCAGGAUGGCUAUUCCUCAGAGCUCCAGGAUGGCUAGUCCUCAGAGCUCCAGGAUGGCUAGUCCUCAGAGCUCCAGAAUGGCUAGUCCUCAGAGCUCCAGAAUGGCUAGUCCUCAGAGCUCCAGAAUGGCUAGUCCUCAGAGCUCCAGAAUGGCUAGUCCUCAGAACUCAAGAAUUGCAAGUCGUCACAGCUCCAGGAUGGCUAAUCCUCAGAGUUCAAGAAUGGCUAGUCCUCAGAGCUCCAGAAUGGCUAGUCCUCAGAGCUCCAGAAUGGCUAGUCCUCAGAGCUCAAGAAUGGCUAGUCCUCAGGCUCCAGACACAGUAGCUCUGUUUCAUCUUCUCCAAUGAGCAGGAUGCACUCACUCCAGGUGGACUCGGUGCAGCGCUGGAUGGAGGACCUGCGUCACAUGACGGAGGUGGAGUGCAUGUGUGUUCUGCAGGCCAAGGCCAUUGGCGUGGAGGAGGAUGCGCAGGGUGAGCUCAUCGUGGCCACGCGGGACCAUGUGGCCCGCGACAACCUGCAGACGCUGCUGCGGCGGGCGCUGGUGGUCAGCACAGAGCUGGGCAAGAUGUUCCAGCGGCUGGAGAAGGGCCGCUGGCAGCGGGUCCACAGCACGGCCGUCCGGGCCAACUGCCACGUGCGCUCGCUGGUGCAUGAGUAUAGCGCCGCCCGUAACACCCCCUCAGAGAUGCAGAAGUAUGAGAAGUCUUUGCUUGAGAAGUGCAUGGAGCUGACCACCAUAACAGAGAAAUGCCUUCAUACUGAGGACGAAUUCUUCCUGAAGUCCAUGAGGGAGGCCAUUAACGAGAUUCUCACCGAUGUCAGCGAUUCAUUCAGCCACAUGAUUGACAUGGCCCUGGCCAACGAGAUCCAGAUCCUGAUCAGGAAGAUUGAGUCGUCAGACAGUGUGUACACCAUAGGCAGUGACAUCAGCAACCUGCUCUCACUCACCCAGGAUGGCCCGCAGCUCUGCAGAAUCAUCGCUAAGGAGGGCGCUGUGGUGGCCCUGUUUAAGAUCUGCCGGCAGGACUGCUUCAGUGACCUUUACGCACACGCCCUGAGGGCGGUGGCCUCCAUAUGUUGUGUGGAGGAGGGCAUCAAUCAGCUGGAGAAGGUGGAUGGGAUCCUGUGCUUGGCGGACAUCCUGACCGAUGAGAACAGAGCUGAGUCGGCGAGGGCAGAGGCAGCGGCAGUGGUGGCCCAGAUCACCUCACCCCACCACACCUCCACCCAGCACCUGGGCAGCUUCCUGGAGAGCAUGGAGGACAUUGUCACCGCUCUCAUCAAGUUGUGUGGGAGUGCCUCCUGUGGCGAGGUCUUCCUCCUGGCAUCUGCUGCCCUUGCCAACAUCACAUUCUUCGACAGCAUGGCCUGUGAGAUCCUCCUCCAGCUCAACGCCAUCCACAUCCUCCUACAGGCAUGCAAAGACCGCCAGAGAGUUGAUACUCCCUACUCUAAAGACCAGGUGGUUACCAUCUUGGCAAACCUCUCUGUUUUGGAGCAGUCUGCACCUGAAAUCCUGCAAGAGAAAGGUGUUGAGAGACUGCUCCAGCUGCUGGGUGAGAAGCCGUCCUCCUCUAGUCCAUCGGAGGGCGCCGCAUGCGAGAGGGUCCAGCAGAAAGCCGCUGUCACACUGGCCCGUCUGAGCAGAGACCCGGACAUAGCCCAAACAGCCAUCCAGCUGCAAGCUGUCCCUCGACUAAUCGAACUGUGUCGCUCACCAGCGGAGCGGAACAACAGUGACUCUGUACUAGUUGCAUGCCUGGCUGCCCUGAGGAGGCUGGCAGCAGGGUGUCCAGACAGCAUCGAGGCCACCGACCACCAGCAGUUGAUCAAGCCCAGACUGGUGGACUCUUUCCUGCUGUGCUCCAACAUGGAAGAGAGCUUUGUAUGAGAAGAGAGCUUUAUAGGACGAUCCAGAGCGGAGGGGUUGGGUGCACAGGCACUGGAGGAGUCUCAGUGACCACUCACUCCAGCCUGAGACUUAAAAACACACAAGACAAAGGAGGGGUUGGGUGCACAGGCACUGGAGGAGUCUCAGUGACCACUCACUCCAGCCUGAGACUUAAAAACACACAAGACAAAGGAGGGGUUGGGUGCACAGGCACUGGAGGAGUCUCAGUGACCACUCACUCCAGCCUGAGACUUAAAAACACACAAGACAAAGAAGGGGUUGGGUGCACAGGCACUGGAGGAGUCUCAGUGACCACUCACUCCACCCUGAGACUUAAAAACACACAAGACAAAAGGAGGGGUUGCAGAAAUCAGUCCCUAUAUCCCAAAGCAUACAUUAAAUGUAUACCCAAAAAUCUGAGCAUAAACAGACUUGCUGUUAAUAAUUACAGAAUUGUCAUUCUCGGAGUAUAAAACACCGAAACUCGGGGACAUGUACAUGUUGGCAGCAUUCAUGAAAUCGUACUUAUUGGUUAUAAUUCCUCUCGUGAUAACAUUCAUAGUGUACAUGGGACCACCAUGCAUGAAAUAAAAAUAAUCAGUAUUUUGUGUCAGCUGCCAAUUUAAUGGGUUGUUCAAAUAUUAGAAACUACUAUUGUGUUCUGUUACUUACAGAUAAGAAUGUGUUUAAUGAGUUGUUGGUGGACAUACAGUAUAUUCAAGGUAUUUGACAUUAUCUCAUUUGGCUCUCUUGUUCAGGGGAGGUAAUAAUAUAGGUUACUGAUUUUAGUGUGCUGUUCUAAAGUAGGUUUCCUUGGAAACAAAGUGCUUUGAAAUCUAUAAUAUUGUAUCUGUAUUUCUUGCCUUGGAUCUAAAACAUUGUAUUUGCUACAAAGAAACAUACUGUAAAUGUGUUGUAAACCACAAUCUCUAUUAAAUUACUAUUAUAAUGUGUGGCAUGCAUAUACUGUAAUAAAGGGAAGAAUAUC
Molecule: messenger RNA, 3401 nt
Organism: Oncorhynchus gorbuscha (pink salmon)
Lineage: Eukaryota; Metazoa; Chordata; Actinopteri; Salmoniformes; Salmonidae
Product: protein inscuteable homolog
Exons: 13
Coding region: 863-2413 (516 amino acids)
Biological process (GO): apical protein localization; asymmetric cell division; establishment of mitotic spindle orientation
Cellular component (GO): apical cortex
Molecular function (GO): cytoskeletal adaptor activity; protein binding
Source: RefSeq, a predicted model, not a curated record